CGAGACAGAGCCCUCCCCUUGCCAUUUGUCUCUGGAUGCACAGUCUCUGAACUCUCAAGCGAUUCUAUUUUAACCUCGAUCAUCUCACCCGAGCCCAGCAGGCAGCACUCAGGUAGAAGAACCCAACAUGAAAUUGCCACUGGGCAUCAUACUUGCACUCCUCUUGAUACUUCAGACAUUCCAACAAGUAUCCACUGAGAUACCCGAGGAGUGGAAAAGAGAUAAUGGGGCAAUGGACAACAACGAAACACAGUCGUCUAGUGAGAAACCACCUGUUCAACCAUCUGUUCCAAUGGGAGAAAGUAUGGAGAGCAGUUCAGUAGAAGAUGGACAAUCAUUUGGCUCGUUUCUAUUUACUGGAGGAGAUGAACAAAAGCAGAAUUCCACAGAACUGUAUCAAAUCCCUGAUCACAGGGACAAUGACACAGAGGAAGCCAGUUCUGGCGGACCCAUUUCUACAACGCCACCUCCUAUGAUUGCACUUACUUCAAGUUCUGAGCCCUCAGAAUCUUCAGCGGAAUCCAAUGAAACACAGACCCAGGAGACAGCUACAAAUACCUCCACACCAGAGCCGGAGCACACGAAUCAAUUUGCUCUUAAUGACACAUUUACCAGUCCAAAACCCGAGACUACCACAACAGAGAGCAGCCUUGACGAAACGGGUUCUGGAUAUUUGCCCUCAGACGUUGUACCUACCAACAGCACUACUAAGAGUCCGGCCACCACAACAAAAGAUGAGAACGUCCAGUACAAAACUACAGUGAGUCCAACUGAACCACCAGUAAACGGAACAACACCACCAGUGAUUCCACCUGCCAUCCCUGAGGACAUCACAACACCUGCCGCAGACAGUGAGGACACAGGAGCAAACUUGACUGGACCUUUUGACAACAAAGAUAAUUCUGAAAGAGGUUUAUCCUCAGAUAUUACAGAUGCUGAAAACAAGAAAGGGGAGGCAUGGGCUAUCGUCCUAGCCGUUGGGAUUGUAGUGGGGAUCAUUGCCUUGGCAGCAUUUAUCAUCCUGAAUCGAAGGAAUAGAAGAGACUUUUCACACAGAAAACUGGUGGAAGAGACAUCACCUGAUCCAGUUCUCCGACUGGAUAACAGUGAGCCACUAGACCUGAAGUUUGAUGGACUUGGUUACUACAAUCCAGGACUACAAGGAGACAGCAUCCAGAUGACCAACUUUCCGCAGGGACGGUCGCAAUAAGAACAAAUCUCUGAUGCCAAAGACUCUUUAUUUAAUGUUGCACGCAUUUGAAGACAAAAGGAUAAUUAAGAAAUGAUUGUAAUUUUUAAAGUGAUUUGCCAAA
This is a messenger RNA of Rhinichthys klamathensis goyatoka, 1313 nucleotides long. It is a transcript of the gene muc15, whose product is annotated as mucin 15, cell surface associated. NCBI's taxonomy places the organism in Eukaryota, Metazoa, Chordata, Actinopteri, Cypriniformes, Leuciscidae. The transcript is spliced from 4 exons. The record is from RefSeq and is a predicted model, not a curated record. Bases 128 to 1210 code for a protein of 360 amino acids.